Molecule: messenger RNA, 567 nt
Organism: Didymodactylos carnosus
Lineage: Eukaryota; Metazoa; Rotifera; Eurotatoria; Philodinida; Philodinidae
Source: the annotation of a GenBank genome assembly
AUGUCAAGAAUAACUUCAUAUGGUAAAGAUAAAAUAAUAUUCGCCGAUCGUGACGCACUAAUACCACGCGAAGGUGAUGAAUAUUUCAAACAACAAUGGAUUGAAGUCUACAAUGAUAGUGUGUCUGAAGGUGCUCUAUUAUCGAAUGGAAAUGUCGAAUGGUCGUGCCCAUGUUUAGGCACACAAGCGAUUGGCCCAUGUUCGGGACAGUUUCGUAACGCAUUUGUUUGUUAUCAAACGAGUGGCAAAGAACCAAAAGUGGACUAUGUGAUGGAAAGAUGGCAUGUUAAGAUGGAUCUAACUGAGUUUUGGAUUAUGUUUUAUUCUAUUGCAGGGGCUGAAUGUAUGAAUGAGUUUGUGAAAAUGCAAACAUGCUUUACACAAUAUCCGAAAUUGUACAAUAAAGGUGAUAAUAUAAAAACGACAAAGGAAAAUGAAGUUGCGCAAACAGUCAUGCAACAUCCAGAAGCACGACGACAACGUUUACAAGAAGAAGAGAAACGACGCAAAAACACAGAUGUUUUACAAAAUAGAUUCAAUCCAAUCCGAAUGUUAUAUCAGAAAUAG